Messenger RNA from Carya illinoinensis, 1400 nucleotides. Its product is annotated as protein SHORT HYPOCOTYL IN WHITE LIGHT 1. The transcript is spliced from 4 exons. Gene Ontology annotation, biological process: negative regulation of photomorphogenesis; regulation of abscisic acid-activated signaling pathway. The record is from RefSeq and is a predicted model, not a curated record. NCBI's taxonomy places the organism in Eukaryota, Viridiplantae, Streptophyta, Magnoliopsida, Fagales, Juglandaceae. The coding region runs from base 303 to 911 and encodes 202 amino acids.
CGGCAUGUUCUACUCCCAAACGGUGGAGGAAUAGGUUCCGUGGCAUGUGGACUUCCCCGCAUCUGGGCUGCCUUCGGAUUCUAAUUUCAAUGUAUCCAUCUAUGUUCGUAACAUAGAUGACAUGUCGUUGAUGUCCAGAGAGAACUGUCUUGUACUCACGAUGUAGCAGCGUGACACUCGGAACUGAACGACGUGCGCCUGUCUGCGCCCUAACUGACUAACGGCACCGAGCUCCCACCACCGUCUCAAACACCUGCGUUUUGUCUCCCCACAAACAAAAGCAACAGAAGUCACCGCGCGGCAUGUCGUUCUCGGUGACUCUCUCAUCACCUCUCUCUCUCUCAUCAUUCACUCAGUCUCCACGGUCUGAGUUUCUCUCCAAUUCGUCUCUCAAAUUCUCCCUCCGACAAUUCCACUCUUUCCAUAAGCUUCCUCUCCUCCAAGCCUCUAGAAGAGCCUCCAAAUUCCCUCAGGGAAGUGAAGGUAUCAUUGACGAUACUCGCAAUUGGAGCCGUUCGAUCAGCCCCGAGUUCGAUGAUGACGAAGAUGACGACGACGACGCUGACGAAGACGAAGAUAGGAGCUUGGAUCUGCUGGUUCGGUUUAUUGAGAAUAUGUUCAAGAAGAUCUCGAGGCGAGCCCGUAAGGCCGUACGAUCUGUUUUACCUGUUCCUAUAUCUGCCAAACUGGUAGGGUUUUCUGUUAACGGAGUCUUACUGCUGGCAUUUCUGUGGGUUUUGAAGGCAUUCCUUGAGGUUGUUUGCACCCUUGGAAGUGUAGUGUUUGUAUGCAUCCUACUUAUUCGUGGUUUAUGGACUGGGGUAACUUAUCUACAAGAAAGCCGCUACCAAAAGGUGAAUGAAUUUGAUGAUGAUCGCCGUGCAUGGACAGGUUCACAGCCUGCAACUUGAUUUGUACUCUCCAGAAUUAGAAAAUGUUCAAAACAUCAAUAACGGUACACAUAAUUAGAGGAACUGUCAGAAUCAAGGAUGAUGAGAUUGCAUCAGAGUAUUUUCAUCUUUGGAAGUAACUGUUGUGCUUGUGAUGAAUACAAUGAUGGUUUCAGCAUGAAGACCCAGAAGAACUUAUUCUUGCGAUCAUGUGUAAUACUUAUGAGCAGAUGAAUAAGUUCAUUGAUAAGUUUUAGUUACAUUUACGGGUGCUUGACUACUUGGCGACCCCUGGCCUGCGUCAUCACAGUAUGCUUGCAUCUCGUCAAGCUUAAUCGUUGUCGUCUGCAUCCCUUGAAACUAAAUAAAGGGUCUGUUUAGUUUCUCAAGGCUUUUUUAGAUACUUGGCCAUCCUGCUUACGAAAUGUUCUGCAUGUUAGUUUCCUUAUCAGUGUGCUUGUUAGAACUUAUGCUCCAAGGAAAAUCAAUUGCUUCUAUUUCUGUUUUGCA